Molecule: messenger RNA, 4363 nt
Organism: Polyodon spathula (Mississippi paddlefish)
Lineage: Eukaryota; Metazoa; Chordata; Actinopteri; Acipenseriformes; Polyodontidae
Product: insulin receptor substrate 1-B-like
Exons: 3
Coding region: 685-4047 (1120 amino acids)
Biological process (GO): insulin receptor signaling pathway
Cellular component (GO): cytosol; plasma membrane
Molecular function (GO): insulin receptor binding; phosphatidylinositol 3-kinase binding
Source: RefSeq, a predicted model, not a curated record
UCACAUGGUAUACUCCUUUAGAGUGAGAUUGAAUCGACUGGAGUGGGGUUGUAAUCAUACAAACACAGACACAGCGCCUUGUUAUGGUACUGUAUUCCACAGGCUGAGUGCAUACAAAACGAACACGGGGAGAAAGACAAACAUUAAUUUUUUUUUUAAAAUCGGAAUUUAAACCUCAGUCACUUAAUUAUUUAUACUGAAGCCAGAGAGUUUUUUGUUGUUGUUUUUCAUUAAAAAAAAAAAAAAAUUGGGCUGUCACUCCUACAGUGGUAUUGACUGGACAAGCUAAAUGGGGUCGUACUCAGACCGCGCUGUUUUUGAUACUGCAUUUGGAACUCCGGACUUAUGAAAGAGAAGCGUUUACAAUUUUUUUUUUCUGUCUAAUUAUUGCAAUUCUGACAUUUACGUUAGGAAACCAUUGUAUUUUGUGUAACAUUUGAAUCUUUUUGAUUUCGGAAUGUAACAUGCCGACGCUUUAGAAACUGACUGGGCUGCUGAAGAGAGGUCUGGGCACAGUCUAUCGCUUGUUUUGCCACCGCGCUGUUGACUAUGGUUUCCUCAAUGUAGUUAAUUUGAAGAACGCGCAGUUUAUUUUAAAAAAAAAAAUCUGUUGCAUGUAUUUUUCUUGCAUAUGAAGAGGAUUUAAAUUAUUUUCUUCUUUUUUUAUUGUAUUUUUGAUAAACCAUGGCAAGUCCAACUGCAGAGCACGAUAGUUUUUCAGACGUAAGGAAGGUGGGUUACUUAAGAAAACCUAAAAGCAUGCACAAGAGGUUUUUUGUCUUGCGGACUGCAAGUGUUUCGGGACCUGCAAGACUGGAGUACUAUGAAAAUGAGAAAAAAUGGAGACACAAGUCCGGGGCUCCCAAAAGGUCUAUCCCGCUGGAAAGCUGUUUUAAUAUCAACAAGAGAGCGGACUCCAAAAACAAAUACCUGGUAGCUUUAUAUACGAAGGACGAGUACUUUGCAAUUGCGGCGGAUAAUGAACAAGAUCAAGACAUUUGGUACCGGACUUUAGUGGAUCUGCACAACAGAGGUAAGGUUCACGAUUCUGUUGGGAGUAAUGGAACUGGGGAAGGGGAAGAAAAUUGCGGGGAAGCCACGCCAGGUGCUGCAUUUAAAGAAGUGUGGCAAGUGAUUUUAAAACCGAAAGGUCUGGGGCAAACGAAAAAUCUAAUUGGAAUUUACAGAUUGUGCCUGACCAAUAAGACUAUAAGCUUUGUAAAACUGAACUCUGAUGCAGCCGCUGUGGUUUUACAGUUAAUGAACAUAAGGAGAUGUGGUCAUUCUGAAAAUUUCUUUUUCAUCGAAGUGGGGAGGUCCGCUGUUACGGGACCUGGGGAAUUUUGGAUGCAAGUGGGGGACUCUGUUGUAGCGCAGAGCAUGCAUGAAACAAUAUUGGAGGCGAUGAAAGCAAUGAGUGAAGAAUUUCGACCAAGGAGUAAAAGUCAGUCUUCUUCCAAUUGUUCCAAUCCCAUCUCUGUGCCUCUCAGAAGACACCAUCUUAGCAACCCGCCCCCUAGUCAAGUAGGACUCAACAGGAGAUCAAGGACUGAAAGUAUUACUGCAGUUUCACCUGCUGGUCCAGGUAAACAUAGUAAUUCAUUCAGAGUUAGAGCCUCCAGCGAUGGAGAGGGGACCACGUCCAGGCCAGCAUCCGUUGGUGGGAGCCCUGUAACUCCCAGCAAAACUAGGACUCAUUCACACAGACACAAAGGUAGCUCCAGGCUACAUCCACCGUUAAAUCACAGCAGGUCUAUUCCUAUGCCAUCUUCACGUUGUUCACCUUCAGCCACAAGCCCUGUUAGCUUGUCCUCAAGCAGUACGAGUGGUCACGGGUCCACCUCUGAUUGCCUUUACCCUAGACGCUCCAGCGCCUCUGUCUCGGGAUCCCCCAGCGAUGGUGGAUUCAUUUCUUCUGAUGAAUAUGGUUCAAGCCCUUGUGAUUUUAGAAAUUCGUUAAGGAGCGUUACGCCCGACUCUCUCGGCCACACCCCUCCUGCCAGGGAAGAGGAGUUAAACAAUUACAUCUGUAUGGGGAAGUCCAAUCUGAGGCCAAAUGGACAUUAUAAUAGAAGUCACCAGCACAAUACCCCAUCUCUGGUAGAAGAAGCAGAAUUAGAAAAAAGUUUUAGAAAAAGAACCCAUUCGUCAGGUACCUCCCCCCCAACCGUAUCCCAUCAAAAGACUCCAUCACAGUCAUCCACCGCCUCAUUGGAAGAGUACACAGAGAUGAUGCCAGCUUACUCUUCCAGCCGCUUGUCCUCUUAUAGGCAUUCAGCAUUUGUGCCAACUCACUCAUAUCCUGAAGAGUGCUUGGAUCGUCAUAUUGAGGGCAAUAGCGCUAACAAAACAGAUGAUGGCUACAUGCCAAUGUCCCCUGGUGUAGCUCCUGUUUCUAAUAAAAGUGAUGACUAUAUGCCAAUGAGUCCAAAAAGUGUGUCUGCACCACAGCAAAUCGUUAACCCAAGGCAGCAUUCAAGAAUGGACUCAAACGGUUACAUGGUCAUGUCCCCUAGUGGCAGUUGCUCUCCAGACCAUACAAACUAUGGCAAAAUAUGGACCAAUGGUGGAAAUCCAAAACUUUCUGUGGAGAGUAAUGAUGCAAAGGAGGUUUCCUGCAAUGACUACAUAAAUAUGUCCCCUGCAAGUGGAUCAACAACCAGUACACCACCAGACUGCUAUUUUAAUCCAGUUGACGAUCCUCCGAAACCUAUGUAUUCCUAUUUCUCAUUACCUCGGUCAUUCAAGCAUGUUCAGAGAAAAAAUGACGAAAGCCACUUGCGCUUCUCUGUGAAUUCAGGACGCCUGGUAUAUGGAGAGGAUUCAUCCUCAUCUACAAGCAGUGACAGUUUAGGAGGGCAGGAGAACGGACAACAAGUGGUUAAGCCUGAGAAAGUUGAUGCUUAUGUGCAAACGAAAGGAAGGCUUAUUCGUCCAACAAGACUCUCCCUUGAUCAUAACAAGGCCAGCACACUCCCACGGACACGUGAGCACCCACUUCCACCUGAGCCAAAAAGCCCAGGGGAAUAUGUCAACAUUGAAUUUAGUGACAAAUCCUUUUCAGUUAGUUCAGCUUCAUUAUUCUCCCCCGUGUAUGCAGAGACCAUGAGGCAAAGGCAAAAUUCUUCAGAGUACAUGAAUAUGAAUCUAGGAGCCCAUGGUGGUAAGCCAAGUUAUUCAGCAAAAUCUUCAGUAGGUAGUACAGGUUGUGCAACUGGCUAUGCUGCUACUGAAGCUGCUGCUGCUGCUGCUGCUGUUGCUGCUGCUGUCGUUUCCAUUGCCCCCACUGCUGCUUCAUGCAGAGGACAGCAGAGCUGUGAUUAUGUGAGUAUGCAGCUGAGCGCCACCAACACAGGCUAUACAGAAUCACCAGUGAUGCUUAACUACUCAGAAAUUGCCACUGUAGCUGCUAAAACACCCCCCAGGUCCAUUUCUCCAAAGCAUGAAAUGGUCCCAAUAAGUAUUGUUUCUGAUGCUGCACAUGCCAGUUUAUUGGGCCAGUUAUCAGGUACAAGUGCUUUUACUAGAGUAAACUCUAGCCCAAACCGGAAUCAAGGUACCAAAGUGAUCCGUGCUGAUCCCCAAGGAAGAAGGCGGCACAGUUCGGAGACUUUUUCUUCUACUCGUGCUGCUAAUGGUGGUGUGACUUUAUCCUAUGUAGAAGAUGUGAAACGGCAUAGCUCUACGUCUUUCGAAAAUGUCUGGCUCAAGCAAGGGGAAUCUGCUGUCUCUGUAAGAAAAGAGCAGCAGCCAGGUGCCAGUACAACAGCAUUUGAAAACGGACUGAAUUACAUUGAUCUGGACAUAGUCAAGGAUUUUAACAACCAAGAGCGGACCUCCCUCCAGCCUAAAUCCCCUAAUCAGCCUUGUGGAAAUAACUCUGGUGAUGAUUUAGGUGCUUAUGCAAGCAUCAGCUUUCUGAAACCAGAAGAUGUAAGGAGCAACCCGGCAAAAAGAGAAGAUUUCUUCAAGGUAAAAGGAUCUAAGGCACUAGUAGUAAAAUGGACGCGGAAGCAAUAUAUUGGUGGUUGUACCAGUCUGUCAUAAUUGUCUUAUCCAAAAGAAUGAUGACUUUAAAAGCUCAGCAAACCUGAGUGAUGGGUACCCAGACUGUAGAUUUCUUCUAUGCCAUAACCCAAGACCUCCCCUUCACCUUUUCGUUGAUGGUACAAUGCAUUUGGGUUACAUUGUUUACUUAGUAUAACCUCAGGACUUAGUUGACUGAACUGUACAACACAUUUUUGCCAAACAAAUAGCACUGUGACACCUGAGCAACCCAUCUGCUUCUUAACAGAAACUCUUGCUCUAUACCUAACACUAAAUCACUAUGUGAAUGGGUAUACUGUAACACAUUAAUGGACAC